This is a messenger RNA of Malassezia pachydermatis, 1107 nucleotides long. Its product is annotated as mitochondrial import receptor subunit tom40. Gene Ontology annotation, cellular component: mitochondrial outer membrane; mitochondrial outer membrane translocase complex. Gene Ontology annotation, biological process: protein import into mitochondrial matrix. The transcript is spliced from 2 exons. Bases 1 to 1107 code for a protein of 368 amino acids. The record is from RefSeq and is a predicted model, not a curated record. Gene Ontology annotation, molecular function: transmembrane protein transporter activity. NCBI's taxonomy places the organism in Eukaryota, Fungi, Basidiomycota, Malasseziomycetes, Malasseziales, Malasseziaceae.
AUGGCUAGCCCUGUUCCUGUCGCCCCUGCCCCGCCUGUGACGCCCAUGGCGCACCCGGAGCCUGUUGUGGUUCUUGAGAAGCCUACGAUAGAGAAGUCGUUGUUCAACUACUUCGCAUCGUUGGACUCGAUCGUGCGCCCAGUGGCGGAUGCUUGCACCAAGUUGCAGGAGAUCCGUCGCUCGUUGAACCUGCCCAACCUCGGCACUGUGGAGAAGAUGCAGAACGAGGUGAAGAUGGUACAGACCAACAACUUCCAGUUUGAGGGUGCGCGUGCUGAUCUUACCAAAGGUUUGAACGUCAACCCGAUCUUCCAGGUGACACACGCCUUCACUCUCGGCGCUGGUGGCAAGAACGCCUACAACUUCGGCGCAGUAUAUGGCGAUGACAACCGCUUCUACCAAGCUGGUCUGGACGAUGCUGGUAAUGUGACAAUGCGUUUGAACCGUCGCUGGCUGCCCGGCCACAUUUCCAAGGUCCAGGCGCAACUCGCGCCAGCCGGUGGUCAGAGCUUUGUGCAGCUGGAGCACGACUUCCAGGGUGCUGAUUACAGCAUCAACUUCAAGGCAUUGAACCCGUCGCCGACGAACUUGACGGGUAUUUAUGUCGCAAACUACCUGCAGACGCUGACGCCGCGAUUUGCGCUUGGUGCCGAGGCUGUGUACCAGCACCCAAGCCCGGAGAUUGAGGAGGCCAGCAUUGGCUAUAUGGCCAAGUGGCUGGGCGAGAAGAAGGACUGGAUCGCUACGGCGCAGUGGCAGCCGCAGGGUGUUGGUCAAGUGACCUACUGGCAGCAGCUGAGCGACCAGGUGGACGUGGCCGGUGACCUUCAGAUGAUCUUGAUGCAGCAGCGUCGCGAUGCACAGGCCUCGCUGUCGGCACGCUACUCGUUCCGUAUGUCGUCUCUGCGGGCUCAGAUCGAUAGCCUGGGUAAGCUUACCUCGGUCUACGAGGCGCGCUUGUCGCCAGCCUUUGCCUUCACCUUCAGUGGUGAGCUGGACCACCUUAGCGGUGGUGCCAAGUUUGGUAUGGGCGUCUCGAUUGAGAGCGGCUCGGAGCCGAUGGACCCGAUGGCCAUGCCACCGACGCCGCCAAACGUGCCGAUGUAA